Diaporthe batatas is the source of this 2326-nucleotide messenger RNA. RefSeq lists its product as uncharacterized. Gene Ontology annotation, cellular component: fungal-type vacuole membrane; Golgi apparatus. The record is from RefSeq and is a predicted model, not a curated record. The transcript is spliced from 3 exons. Lineage: Eukaryota; Fungi; Ascomycota; Sordariomycetes; Diaporthales; Diaporthaceae. Gene Ontology annotation, biological process: Golgi calcium ion homeostasis; Golgi calcium ion transport; calcium ion transmembrane transport. Gene Ontology annotation, molecular function: manganese ion transmembrane transporter activity; calcium ion transmembrane transporter activity. The coding region runs from base 358 to 1878 and encodes 506 amino acids.
GCUCGCCCAAACAGGCCACCCACCACUACGGUUCCCAAAAAAGUCAUCGUUUCCAUUCGCGUUUCCUCCUGUCAGCCCUGUCCUUACUUGAAAACCUCCUCGUCGCCCUCUCCAGCCCGGGCUUUGUCAACAGUCGGUGCACAAUUGUCUGUUUGGGCGGUCUGUUGGCCAAACCUGACUCGAUAGAGGCCAAAAGUGCAGGACCUCCUCCGGCCGUGUCAGAGAAUCGUCCCGCCUCACCACCUCGCCCCCCCCCUCCCGGCGACAGCAACAUUCCUCGUCGAGUCCGACAGCAAACUGCAGAUUGACCGUCCUCUGCCUCUCAACCGAGUGUUCGCCACACCUAGCGCUGCCAAUAUGAGGAUCCGACAGCGAAAGGCGCCCCUGAGCCUCCUGCUCCUGUCCUCCCUCGCCGUUACCAGCGCCCUAGCCACGUCCUUGGACUCGGUGCACCCCAGCCCAGCCACGGGAUCCUCGUCCAAGAUAGGCACAAAAGAUGCGCCCGUCGACGGAAAAGACGGCCGUCCUCACGAAGGCCCUUUCGUCGAGGUUGAGCACCUGACCUCCGGCAGCGACCUCAAAAAGUUGCCACCCCUCGAAGGCCGCCCCACGGAUCCGACCAUCGUCGAUGGUGUCAAGAUCCCACAGACCAAUGACGGCGUUAUGAACGAUCCGGACCGGUCUCAGGCCAAAGAGGGGACAACUGGCACGUCUGGUGGCGUGAGCGAGAAGGACCAGGUACGCAAGGCCAAGGAGGGCGCGACGGGCGAGAAGGCAGAGAACAAGCCAGAGUCGCCAAAGGAGGCGCCCCCCCUGCCGCACAGCGAGCAAGAGAAGAUACUCAGCAAGGAGGAUGCUGCCAAGGACAAGAGCAAGCCGGACGGCAAGUCAGAGGACUUCUCCGGGUUCGAGAAACCUUCCGACCUCCCUGGCAAGACCUCCGAGCAAGCACUUCCCUUACCCGACUCCGCCAACAAGAACCACCUCGAUGUCUCGGCCUCGACCGGCAAGUCCUCCGGCAAGCUGCCCAUUGACAACCCCGACGGCAUAAUCCAGCCGUUCCACUCUUUCCUCCUCUCCUACACCAUGAUCCUCGUCUCCGAGAUAGGUGACAAGACCUUCCUCGUCGCCGCCCUGAUGGCCAUGAAGCAUGACCGCCUCGUGGUCUUCUCCGCUGCCUUCAGCGCGCUGAUCACCAUGACCAUCCUGUCCGCGGUCCUGGGCCACGCCGUGCCUACGCUCAUCCCCAAGAAGGUGACUAGCUUUCUGGCCGCAGGUCUGUUCCUCGUCUUCGGUGCGCGCAUGUUGAAGGAGGGGCUGGCCAUGAGCCCGGACGAGGGCGUGACGGCCGAGAUGGCAGAGGUGGAGCUCGAGCUCGAGGAGAAGGAGACCCUGGCGCGCAAGGCCGGCCGGAGGCGGUCGUCCAUUUCACCCUACGCGCUCGAGAUGGGCCUGAACCGGACGCACACGCGCAAGUCGCGCUCUCAGUCACGGUUCCCGACGCCCCCCCGCAGCCCCUCGGCAUCGCCUGAGAGAAGCCCAAGCCCUCGCCGGGGCGCCCUCGGGGCAGUCUUCGACGGCGCGAGCAACCUCUUUUCGCUGCUUCUCAGCCCCGCGUGGGUGCAGACGUUUGUCAUGACCUUCCUGGGCGAAUGGGGCGACCGCAGCCAGAUCGCAACCAUCGCUAUGGCGGCCGGCCAGGAUUAUUGGUGGGUCACACUGGGAGCUGUGCUAGGUCAUGCAUGCUGUACCGGUGUUGCAGUUAUUGGCGGUCGUGCCAUCGCCGGCAAGGUGUCUCUCAGAGUCGUGACAGUGGGAGGAAGUGUGGCAUUCUUGGUAUUCGGUAUUAUUUACUUGAUUGAGGCUCUGUGGGCUUGAUUACUGCACGCCAGCUGCUCCCGACCAUUUCGUUACAACCUACCUAUCCUUUAAUUUGGUGCUGUGAUCUUUUGGACUGCUGCUCCCCGGGCUUAUAGCAGCUCGCAAUGUGGCAUUGUGGCAGGUGUGGGCGAUGGUGCUGGCACAGCGAAUGAGGCAGCGGGACUGGUGGUUUCUUUCAGAGGAAAUGCAUGGGCGGAGUUUAGAGCAAAAUCAACAGUAGUUUUGUCGUGCUUCUGUAUGCGACGGCAAUAGGAAAGAAGAAUAAGCAUUGGGCAACAGGUCUGCCUGGCUUGUACCUUUAGGGAAACGGCCUCGGAAACGGCAGGUUUAUUUACUUAUGGUCUAGCUUGUAUGCAAUAGGACAUGACGCCGUUUAAUGAAGCUGUGUUUGGGUACGUCUACUACAUCUGGGUACCUUGGGGGUUGAUAUCACACUGGGUGAAAU